CUCAUUCUCUCCAUAAACAAAACACAACAGUGAUGUGAUGACUACGUAAAGUAACGCAAUCACUGAUCUCAUUUUCAUUCUCACUCACGCAACAACAACAAGUUAACAACAACCAUGAUCGAUUCCACCACUGUCACCACCAACGACGAUGAUGAUAGAACAAAAUCAUCAAUUUCAAAACCACCUAGACCCAAACGAAGAAUAUGUUUCUCAUUCACAACAUACGCUAACAACCUUAUACACCGUCUAAAAUCCUCCAACGUUAUCAUCGAACAAGGACUCUCCGACACUGAAUUCUCAUUCCUCGAAUCAAAUCUCAACAUAACUUUCCCACCUGACCUUCGUGCAAUUCUUCAACAAGGUCUUCCAGUCUCUCCCGGUUUCCCCAACUGGCGUUCAUCCUCUCACCAACAGCUUCGGAUUCUUCUCAACCUUCCAGUAUCUUCCAUUCUCCGCCGCGUUUCGGAUAACCGUUUCUGGCAUCCGUCGUGGGGUUCACUACCGGAGGAUCCUUUAGCUUCUGCUGAGAGGAUUUUGAACGGUGCACCAAGGCUUGUUCCUGUGUAUCGACAUUGUUAUAUAGUUUCGUCUCCUAAUGCGGCUGGGAAUCCGGUUUUUUACGUUGAUCAUGGUGGGGAUGUUAGAUUGGCGAGCUUUGAUGUUGUUGGGUUUUUUCGUGAUGCGGGGUUUUUGAACGGGGUUGAGGAAGUGGAAGAUCCGGUUUGGGCGGCGAUGAGGGCGAGGUGGAUUGGGGUUUGGUCGGAGGUGGCGGAUGGGAGAGGGGAGAGAGGGUGGAAGUGGUGGUGGGAGGAUCGGAGAGACGAAGUGAAUGGGUGUAUGGAUGGGGUGUUGAGAAGGUUGAGAGAAGGUGGGUGGAAAGAGGAAGAGAUACUCGAGAUGAUGAAUGGGGAAGAUGAAGAAAAGGAGAAGCGUGCGCAGCACGUGAGUGUUUUGGGGUUGAAGUUAUUGGGUGCGGGAUGGAGUAUGGAAGAUGUGGUGUACUCGCUUGGGGUUGAUUUGGAAGAAGCUGCCACCGUUUCCGCCGCUGAUGUCGGCGUCAAUAUGAAUCAGCAUUGAGCGUGCGUCAUAGUGUGACUUGUUCUGUCACGUUCGUUGCCUUUGCGAUUUGUGUAUAUAGAUCCUAAAUAACUAAUAGGUCCCUGGGUGAUACAUUUUUUUAAAACUAGUAGUAGAAUAAUACCAAAAAGAGAUUAUAUAUUAGUUUUUGUAAAGAAACAAAUUUGUGGGGCUAAAUGGAUUGGAAUUUUUUAAUUUUAUUAAAAAAUG
Molecule: messenger RNA, 1287 nt
Organism: Vicia villosa (hairy vetch)
Lineage: Eukaryota; Viridiplantae; Streptophyta; Magnoliopsida; Fabales; Fabaceae
Exons: 1
Coding region: 115-1077 (320 amino acids)
Source: RefSeq, a predicted model, not a curated record